This is a messenger RNA of Linepithema humile (Argentine ant), 1642 nucleotides long. RefSeq names its product alpha-amylase 2. NCBI's taxonomy places the organism in Eukaryota, Metazoa, Arthropoda, Insecta, Hymenoptera, Formicidae. Gene Ontology annotation, biological process: carbohydrate metabolic process. The record is from RefSeq and is a predicted model, not a curated record. Gene Ontology annotation, molecular function: cation binding; alpha-amylase activity.
UGGUCGUUAGUUCUCGUGUUUGGUUGGCUUCGUCAACAUGUUAUUCCUCGCUCUCGGUUUCACGACCAUACUGGCGGCCGUGGUCGCCCAGAAGGAUCCGCAUUAUGUGGACGAUAGGACUACUAUGGUCCAUCUGUUUGAAUGGAAGUUCAGUGAUAUCGCCAAGGAAUGCGAAGACUUCCUUGGUCCAAUGGGUUACGCAGGUGUGCAAGUUUCCCCGAUUCACGAAAACCUUGUGAUAAAAAAUAGACCAUGGUUCGAGAGAUACCAGCCAUUGUCUUAUAAAAUUGCCACUCGAUCUGGAAAUGAAGUCGAAUUUCUGGAUAUGGUGCGUCGAUGUAACAAGGCUAACGUACGAAUAUACGUCGACGUGGUUAUUAAUCACAUGACGGCGGACGCAGACAACGCGAUAGGCACCGGCGGUACGCGGGCUGAUCCGAGAAACUUCGAUUAUCCGGGUGUCCCUUAUACCAUCAAGGACUUCCACACACCGCCGUGCGCUAUCGACGAUUACAAUGACCCUGAAGAGGUCCGUAAUUGCGAACUGUCCGGCCUUCACGAUCUGGACCAGAGCAAGGAGCACGUUCGCGAGAAAAUAGUUGAAUUUCUCAACCACGCCAUCGACAACGGAAUCGCCGGCUUUCGCGUUGAUGCAGCUAAGCACAUGAGGCCGGAAGAUCUAUGUGUGAUUUACAAUAGAACGAAAAAUUUAUCCACCGAAUUUGGAUAUCCCAGUGACACGCGACCUUAUAUCUAUCAGGAGGUCAUCGAUCUCGGUGGUGAAGCUAUCACCAAGUUCGAGUAUCAGAAUUGUGGAAAUGUAAUCGAGUUUCAGUAUGGCAUUAUCCUAGGAACUAUGUUCCGUAAACAAGAUAACCUAGAAAGAUUAUGGACUAUCAAUGAUCCGAAAAGUUGGAGACUGUUAGCUUCUAAUAAUGCGUUAACCAUGGUCGACAAUCAUGAUAAUCAGAGAGGCCAUGGUGCCGGCGGAGCCGCUAUUCUUACAUACAAAAAUCCGAAAGAGUACAAGAUGGCGAUAGCCUUUAUGCAAGCCAAUCUUUACGGCCACACUCGAAUUAUGAGCUCCUUCGCAUUCGAGGACCCGAGCCAAGGACCGCCGGCGGACGCGGACGGCAACACCAUUUCGCCUGAGAUCGUCGACGGCAUGUGCGUUAACGGUUGGGUCUGCGAGCACAGAUGGCCACAGAUUUAUCACAUGGUCCAAUUUCGCAAUAUUGUGAAAAAUGAAAGCCUGGAUAACUGGUGGAGCAACGGAAAUAAUCAGAUCGCCUUUUCCCGCGGCGCUAAAGGCUUCGUCGCCUUUAACAUCAAUGGUGAUCUUCACGAACGAUUGCAAACAGGACUACCGGCUGGUACGUAUUGCGACGUCAUAACCGGAAGUGUCGUAAAUUGCAAGUGCAGCGGAAAAUCGGUCGUGGUCAACGACGAUGGUACCGCUGACAUCGAGAUUCUGGCAAAUGAGCCGGAAGGUGUGCUAGCUAUUCAUGUUCAGGAGAAACUAUAAAAUUGCGCCUUGAAAGCAAUAUUCUUUAAAUCUGGAUGUGGUUAAUACAGAAUUACGUGUAACUUCGAAUGCAAUACUAUGCUGUAGUAUACAAAUAAAAUUGCAUUAUAAAAUUAA